AUGUCCGAGACGACCAUCAAUACGCCUGCUCCCGUCGCCGAAACCACCGAGCCCGACACGCUCAACGCCGAGGACGGCAACAUCACCGCCAACUCCGUCGUCGCCGUCCCCGAGGCCGCCGCCGCCGGCGUGCCUUCCCCGCCUUCCCCGCCUGGCACGGCGGAGCUCGUGGUCGCCCCGGCCGUAGAGGACGUGACGGAGCUCUUGGCCCCGACCACUCCGCCCACCACUACUCCGCAGGCAGUGGUGACGGCGCCACCCGCGACCACCAACACCCCGAGCGCCACCACGGCCGACGCCGAACCGGCCCAGUCCGCGCAGCCAACGCCCCACCCCAACCCAAAGGUCGCAGCCCUCCAAGCCGAACUGGCCCGCCUCAAGUCCGAGCUGGGCGAUGCCGACGCCGACGCCAUCGUCCAGCACCACAUCCGCCUCCUGCACACGUACAACGAGAUCAAGGACGGCGCGCAGGCGCUCAUUGGGCGGUACGCGCUGCUUACCAACUCUACUGUUACGGGCGUGCAUCGCGACCUGGGGCUGUCGCUGCAUGAGUAG
Vanrija pseudolonga is the source of this 555-nucleotide messenger RNA. RefSeq names its product DNA repair protein SWI5 (gene swi5). The record is from RefSeq and is a predicted model, not a curated record. NCBI's taxonomy places the organism in Eukaryota, Fungi, Basidiomycota, Tremellomycetes, Trichosporonales, Trichosporonaceae. Gene Ontology annotation, cellular component: Swi5-Sfr1 complex; Swi5-Swi2 complex. Bases 1 to 555 code for a protein of 184 amino acids. Gene Ontology annotation, biological process: meiotic DNA recombinase assembly involved in reciprocal meiotic recombination; meiotic joint molecule formation; double-strand break repair via homologous recombination. The transcript is spliced from 3 exons.